This is a messenger RNA of Xenopus laevis (African clawed frog), 865 nucleotides long. It is a transcript of the gene cbr4.L, whose product is annotated as carbonyl reductase 4 L homeolog. The record is from RefSeq and is marked provisional. Gene Ontology annotation, cellular component: mitochondrial matrix. NCBI's taxonomy places the organism in Eukaryota, Metazoa, Chordata, Amphibia, Anura, Pipidae. Gene Ontology annotation, molecular function: quinone binding; oxidoreductase activity, acting on the CH-OH group of donors, NAD or NADP as acceptor. Gene Ontology annotation, biological process: fatty acid biosynthetic process.
GAAUCUCUCUGCAGCUCUGAUAUAGUGACAGAUUUAGGAGAUGAGCAAGGUGUGUGCUGUUUUUGGAGGAUCUAGAGGAAUCGGCAAAGCCAUUGCAAAGUUAUUGGCUCAGAAGGACUAUAAAGUUGCAGUUAUAUCUAGAAACCUUGAAGUGGCUCAAGCAGCAGUAACAGAGAUUGGAGCUCACCUGGCCCUCAGCUGUGAUGUCUCCAAGGAGAAUGAGAUCCAGUGCACAUUCAAAGAAAUUAAGAACAAUUUGGGCAACAUUGACUAUCUGGUUAAUUCUGCAGGCAUCAGUAGAGAUGCACUGUUACUAAGAACAAGAUCUGAGGAUAUUAUGUCUCUCCUCUCCAUCAAUCUGGUGGGCACAAUUCAGACAUGCAAAGUGGCACUCAAAGGUAUGAUUCAGCAGCAAGGAGGAGCCAUCGUAAACAUAGGAAGCAUUGUUGGUCACAAAGGAAACAUUGGUCAGAGUAUUUACGGUGCCAGUAAGGAAGGGUUGAUUGGAUUCUCCAAGUCCCUCGCUAAAGAAGUGGCAAAAAGGAACAUCCGAGUUAAUGUAGUUGCACCAGGUUUCAUUCACACUGAUAUGACUUCAGGUUUAAAAGAAGAUUCCCUAAAUAAAAUGAUCCCCUUGGGCAGGUUUGGAGAGCCAGAAGAAGUUGCCCAAUCAGUCUUGUUCUUAUUGGAAUCCCCUUAUAUCACAGGACAUGUUUUAGUGGUUGAUGGUGGCCUCCAGCUGCACCUUUAGGUUUUUUUUCAUCUUCUACAAAUACAAGGUAUAUUGAAGCAUAUAUAUCCUUAAUGGUUUAAAGUUGUAUAUUGCAUAUUUUAAUUACUGUACGUUCAAAUAAAUGUAAGAAUA